UAUUUCGCCUUCUUUUCCCAGAUCUCUCUCUCUCUCUCUCUCUCUCGUUGGGAUUUGUCUGUGAUUUUGGGUUUUGAUGGAAAAAGACGAAGCCGUAAAGGCAGUAACAAAAUCAUUGGAGAAGCUGGAUUUGAAUACAGAUCCAAAUUCCAAAUCUUCGACAAAGAUCUCCACCACCAAUACCUCCACCCUCCAAUACUAUAGAUUACCUGAGAAGACAAAGCCUCCAAGUUUGGUUAGCUUAUGCCUUGGACUCGUCGGGAAGCAUUUGGAGGAUAUCAUCGAAGACUUGAGUGAGAUUGCCGUCAACUUUCCAGCAGUUAUUAAGAUGGCAAUGGCAGCAAUUGCUAGGAGAAGAAGGCUCCUCAAUGAUGACGUCAUCGUCUCUUUGGCUGAUGGUUCCUGGGAAAUUCUUGACAUUUCUGAUUCUGAUGUCUCUGAUCUUGGCUUAGGGAAAGUGGUGGAAGUAUGCAAAUCUCUCCAAGCUGUGGAUAUUAGUCGGUGCGAUAAAAUAACCACCACUGGUUUUUCCGAGCUUGUGCAGAAUUGCCAUUCAUUAGAGACAUUAAGAUGCGGAGGUUCCCCAAGGAGUGACUAUACAGCACGUAGAUGCUUGGGUAUAUUUAAACCAAAGCUGAAUGAUGUGAAUGGUGAUUCAUGGGAGGAACUUGAUACCUCUGAAAUAUCGAGUGGUGCAGAGUCGCUGCGGUGGCUUGUGUGGCAAAAGAUUGACAAUGAUUCUUUGGAGAUUUUGUCCUCUGAAUGCCCACGCAUUAUGGUAAAUCCCAAGCCGUCACCCUUUGGUUUCAGGGGAGCUGCAGUUCCCAGGGAAGCAUUACCAAAUAUCAAACUGGAUGAUCUUGUCGUCAAAGAUAUUAAUCCCUCGACGUGGGCAGUGUGUGGGUUUACUCCGAGGGCCAUAUCUCCAUCUUUCCCAAGCCCAGCUGAAAUGCCUAUUGCUGAAAAAUUUAGACUUGCAUUCGUUGAGAGAGACUCCCGGUUAGCCCCAAAGCGAGCAAAAAAUGCAAGGCAACAUCAGCGGCGUGCCGAGAGGGAGUGGAUGAUGAUGAGUACAAGAGCCAAGGCCUUAGCCCUGGCCUCAGAAGUUAGCAAAUCUCUAUACAGUCGGAACUAAUGUUCUAAUAGUCAUAGCCUUUUCUUGUGCUGUGUUACUUCGUGUGUGUCAGCUUUGUCCUACUACUGCUUGUAAUUAGUUUUUUCAUCAUUUCAUGUUGAUAUGAAAAAUUUUACUUUU
Juglans microcarpa x Juglans regia is the source of this 1255-nucleotide messenger RNA. RefSeq lists its product as uncharacterized. Bases 77 to 1135 code for a protein of 352 amino acids. NCBI's taxonomy places the organism in Eukaryota, Viridiplantae, Streptophyta, Magnoliopsida, Fagales, Juglandaceae. The record is from RefSeq and is a predicted model, not a curated record. The transcript is spliced from 6 exons.